CCCCAGCCGCGGCAACCCCCCGCGACACCCACCUACAUCCUCCGCGGCCACUCUGCCGCCAUCCACGCCCUGCAGAUCUUCCACCAGAACCUGCGUCUCGUCUCUGCCGACGGCGACGGCUGGAUCGUGGUCUGGGAUCUCGUCUCCAAGCGCCCCCUCGCCGUCUGGAAGGCCCACGAUGGCGCCGUCCUUGAAGUCAAAGGAUUUAGUUUCAGUCAUGGCGCCGUGACCGAGGUGUUUACCCACGGCCGCGACCACAAACUGCGCGUCUGGCGCUUCACUAUCCACGACGAGGAAGUCCUCCAGAAAACCCUCCCCGUGGACGUAGCCGAGAAACUGCCAUCCGCCUCGGCCCCGAGCCAGCCCUGGCUGGUGCAUUCUCUCCCCGUCAACGCGCUGAAUUUCUGCGCCUUUGCGAUGGUGUUUCUCCCCGCACCGAAAGAGAACAAGAACGCGAACGCAAAUGCGAACGCGUCCCUCUCAUCCGCCCUCAUCGCCGUCCCAAACGCGCUCAACUCCGGCGCCAUCGACCUCUUCCAUAUCCCCCAGGAACGGCGAAUCUGCACCAUCCCCGCCGACUCAGCCGUCAAGACGGGGAUGGUCAUGGCUGCGGAUCUGGUUCUCACUGCCUCGGGCGAGUUGUAUGUUGCGUCUGCGUAUGAAAACGGGCAUGUCAUGGUGCAUGGGUAUCGCGGACCAGUCCGGGAGAAGGAUCUUGCGUCUGGUGCGAAGGCGGGGGCAUGGAAAUGGGAGAAGCUGUAUGCGUGUCGCGCGCAUUCUCAGCCGGUGCUUUCCAUCGAGGUGUCUUCUUCGGGGGAUUGUUUCUUUUCGUCAUCUGCGGAUGCGGUGUUGGCGAAACAUCCGGUUCCGAGGUUGGGGUUGGGGGUGCUCGUGGGGAAGAGGGUGGAGGAGUUGCCGAUGAAGACGGUCAAUACGAAACAUGCGGGGCAGCAGGGGGUGAGGGUGAGGGGGGAUGGGAAGGUGUUUGCGACGGCGGGGUGGGAUUCCAGGGUGCGGGUGUAUUCGUGUAAGACGAUGAAGGAGCUGGCGGUGUUGAAGUGGCAUAAGGAGGGGUGUUAUGCGGUUGGGUUUGGGGGGGUGUUGACUGGGGAGACGACUACGUCUGAUGCUGAUGCAGAUGCAAAUGCAAAUGGGGGUACGCAGGUUACGACACGCGACUUCUCGCUCGCGACGGUGCAUCGCCAACGGAACCAGAAGGUGCAGGACACGCAUUGGCUAGCGGCCGGGUCGAAAGACGGAAAGAUCUCAUUGUGGGAUAUCUAUUGA
Molecule: messenger RNA, 1287 nt
Organism: Aspergillus heteromorphus CBS 117.55
Lineage: Eukaryota; Fungi; Ascomycota; Eurotiomycetes; Eurotiales; Aspergillaceae
Product: WD40 repeat domain-containing protein
Exons: 3
Molecular function (GO): protein binding
Source: RefSeq, a predicted model, not a curated record